Rotaria sp. Silwood1 is the source of this 918-nucleotide messenger RNA. NCBI's taxonomy places the organism in Eukaryota, Metazoa, Rotifera, Eurotatoria, Philodinida, Philodinidae. The record is from the annotation of a GenBank genome assembly.
AUGGACCACGUUAAAGUAAUUAUUGUUGGAGGUGGUGUAGCAGGUUUGGCAGCUGCAAAAACCUUAGGAUGCGAUGUAAAUUAUGUAUUGGUUGAAGCACAAAAUUAUCUUGGUGGUCGUAUUCUUACUGUUGAUCCAGCACCAAAUCUUACAGUUGAUUUGGGUGCUCAAUAUGUACAUGGUGAUAAGAAAAAUGCUGUGUAUGAUAUUUGUGAUGAAUUGGAUAUUCUUUUGUCAGAUGAUGAAGAAUCUGAUGAUGAGGCAUUGGUUGUUACAACUGAAGGAAAAAAUUUUAAACCUGAAGUACUAGAAAAAGUCACUGAUUUAUGGGAACGAGCAAGAGAUAAAGCUGAAGAAAAAUAUGAAGAUCAAGCAACAUCAUCAUCACCUAUAUCAUUUGCUGAUAUUGUACCAAAAGAAUUUCAAAAACGGCUAUCAUCUUCUUCAUUUAUUUCCAAAGAUUUAAUUCGACCUAUUGUUGAUUAUUUUAUGAAAUUAGAAAUGACAGAAACUAGUUGUUCUUCAUUAUCUGAUUUAAACCUAAUUGAAUAUCUUGCCUAUGAAGAUCUGGAAGGUGAAUAUGAAAAUGAUUUAAAAAAUGGUGGAUAUCGUCCAUUUAUUAAUUAUUUAAAAUCUUUCAUACCCAAUGAUAAUCGUAUUCGUUUGAAUUGUGAAGUAACACGAGUAAAAUUUAUUGAAGAUGAUCAAAAAUUAUUAGUUGAAAUGAAUUAUCUAAAUGAACACCGUAUGAAAACAAUGAUGUGUGAUCAUAUUAUUUGGACGACUUCAUUAGGCCACUUGAAAAAGAAUUUUCAUACGAUAUUUGCUGAAGAACCAAAAUUAAUUCAACAAAAACAAAAUUCUAUUGCUAAUUUAGGUUUUGGUACAGUUAACAAAGUAAGAUUACAUACGAUUUGA